Messenger RNA from Nilaparvata lugens (brown planthopper), 2497 nucleotides. RefSeq lists its product as uncharacterized. Bases 136 to 858 code for a protein of 240 amino acids. The record is from RefSeq and is a predicted model, not a curated record. Lineage: Eukaryota; Metazoa; Arthropoda; Insecta; Hemiptera; Delphacidae. The transcript is spliced from 3 exons.
GUAAAUUUGAAAGUCGAUACGAACAAUAAUCUUUGCAGUUGCAGUUAACAACAUAAAAUAUUUCAAAUGUGCUAAUAGCGACUAAAUUUACCUCAGAUUGUGAAGAACUAUUCGAAGCAGUAGCUAUUUCUCAAAAUGUUCACACAGGAUAUAUUUUCUUCAAGGACAGUUUCGAAGAGUGCGACAAUGGUUUUCGACAAAAAAUUGUAUAUUUUGACUUUAUUUGUAAUAAUGUUCGUCGGGUUAAGCCAAGGCGUACCAGCUGGCGGACACCAUAAUACAAAUUUCUACUGCCCGGAUUUUCAGCCCCAAAAAAGUCUCGACUUGGAGCAGUUAAUGGGCAUGUGGUACGGCAUAGAGAUAGUGCAGCAUCGGCACGACGGCCAUAACGAAGGCAAGAAGGUGCUAGACACAUGUCCAGUCCUGCACUUCACGCGCAUGCGCAAUGAUCAAUUGCGUCUGUUUUGGCAUGAGGACGUGGGCACCCUCGAGUACUUCUUCAGCAUUCCCGACCCCUACAACCCGGGAUUCUGGAUUAGCAGUGGACCGCAGAAUGGCACACUGAUCCGCAAAUCAUAUCGGCAGUUCGCGGGAACCGUGCAGGUGAUGAAGGCAGUUGGCAGCCAUGUUGUGGUGACGUUCUGCUCGCCCAACUCAGAGCUGUUCAGUGUCAUCCUCUCGCGCCACAAGCAGCUAGAUCUCAUCGAGAUCCGCGGCGUCAAGAAUAUGCUGACUAGGCGCGGUCUCGCCAUCGUUGGAACACGGGAAGCCUGCCGGAACCACGCUUUUGCCUUAACUGCUAGCAACUUAUUACUCAUGUUAAUGGGGGUUCUGGCUUUGAAGGGUGUUGUUUGGUAGUUUGAAGAGCACAGGGGUUUGUAUUGAAAGAAUUUGAAAGUGUUCUGAUGAGGGGUUCAGGAAACCAUUCUAAUGGUUUAAAAGAACAGGCAGCUAUUAGAAAGAGAAGUUGUUUUGAUAGCGUUUGGAGUGAUCUGGAGGUAUAGGAGAUUAUUUUUGAGGGGUAGAGGGAUUGGGUUUUGGUAUGGUACUAUUAAGCCGUGUCCACAUUGAACAAAUGUUCGACGAACAUGAUUGUUGAAAAAGUUUGAGAAAAUUUUACUGUUUGACAAACAAUGUACGUGUCACCAAACAAAAUAUUUGUAAGUGGGAAGAACAGGUAUUAUGUUUUACAGCUGUCAACACUGAAAAUGUUUGGAAAAACAGAAAUUAUUUGUUUGACAAAGAAUGAUUGUCCAAACUUUGUAAAAUGUUUUUCCCUGAGCUCCUCAACAAACAUGUUCGCCGAACAUGUAUGUCGAACAUUGUUCAGUGUGGACACGGCUUUAGUUUCGGGGUUUUAUGGGUUCGAAGGUGUUUAAACGUGAUCUUGAGGUUCGCGAGUCUGUUUUAAUAGGUUUUGAUGAGUAAUGAUUGUCUUUUAAGUGAUCUGGGGGUCUAGUGGACCAUUUUUGAGGGAUGAAGGGGAUAGGUUUUGAUACUAUUAGUUUUGGGUGUAAUGGUUUAAAAGGUGGGUGGUUGUUUUAAGAGAACGAGGGGUUUGUUUUAAAAGUAAUCUGAGGGUUUGGGAGUCUGUUUUAAUGGUUUUGAAGGGGUUUAGGAGACUAUUUUCAUGGUUUUGACGAAACGGAGUCUUCAAAGGUGAAAUAACAAGUUCAUUAGUGUAUUGUUUUUGAUGAUUAUUGAGUAUUACUGGUUUGACAGGGUAAAAAGGGUUUAAAAGAUUAUCAAUAUAAAUUUCUAUGAUAUGUAUAAUGCUCUAGAGAAUAUUUUCUUAUGUUACCGUCUACUUCUAUCUACCAGUAAUCUACUACAUAAUUUGAAUUCUAUGUAAAUCAAUAACAUUUAUGUUUUGAUAGAAGUCUCACCUAGAGCUUUCCAUUUGAAGCAUUGAGUGAUUUAAGUAGAAGUAGAAAUAGUAGGAAAAUUGCAGGUAGAAUACACUUUUAUACUUGUAUGACAAAUUAAUAAUAUUGUAGAUAGAUAGAUAGGCUGCCUUUAUUUUAACCUGGAGGGCGAAGUUAGGGCGCAGAUAAUGAGAAGGAAAGGGAAAAUCUGUAGUUGGAAAUUCACAAGAUCUAAAUCAAAUUUUCUUCUUAGCAUAAUGCACUUUCAAUAUUAUUUUUCAAUAGUGGUUAUUAGUUCUUGAAUAUGAAUCAGCUCUUGCUUUAUGCAACUGUACAAUAAUUUUGCAGCUUGGUAUGAGAAUAGACCCCUUGUAAAAAUAGCAGGCAAAGAAUCACUACAAUGUAUCAUAAGAAGAUUGAACAUGAAAAGUAUUGAGUUAAGAAAUAAUGUAUAUAAUAAGUCAUUGAGAAUUGACGACAAUUCUAAUAUAGUACUUCACAAUAAAUUGUACAUUACUUACAUAAUAAGCACAAACUCUAUUGUAUUAUAACGCUAAUAUUGAAUCAGAAGAUUUAUUUAUAUAGAAAGCUGUGUUUCUAUUUUUAAUAAUAAACGCAAUACUGUUGUGAAA